GUAAGAGUCUCAGUUAUUUGUCAUUGUCUGCUCGCAUCUUGAGUGGAGUACUCUUUCUGGCAAGCACCCAUUCGCAAGAUAUGUCUGUUAUUGUUGACAUUAUGAGGCCCCUAGUGUCCAUCUUUGUACCGGGGCCACGGCCGAGCCGCAACACGAAACGUCUACGAAACAAGAAGGGAACAACGCCGGGCGGCAAGAAGAACUACGCAGACGUCUUCGUCGCAUAUACCUUUUCCCUCCGGCGCUUCAGUCAUGUUGACGGGGCUUCGAACAACCUGCUCGCCCUAUUUCUCGCGACGGUCGCGCUCUACUUUCUGUUCAUCUUUAACAUCUCGGUCUGCAGUAUAACAUCAGGGUGGAACAAUUAUGACCCCAAGAACUCAACUCCCCGCGAACCAAAAGCCGUCGCGCUAGUACAACUGACGACGGACACGAAGGACACCAGUCGCAUUGAGGACACGACCGCUGCCCCCACUUCAGCAGGAGCAGGAGGAGGGUUCUUAUUUGCCUACGCAUACAAGACUCACGGAGGUCACGAGGGCCGGGUCGCAACUGGUGGAAGACCGUCUCCGGAUGAAUAUGAAAACGGCCUGCGCAGCUUCGCCGAGCCGGACCCGGAUAGGGGUCUUCGUCUUCCAGAUGACUUGGCGGACGACCGACACGGUGAUGAGCAGAGCGCCACAGAGCUCGAUGUCGAAGAUGAAGCACAAGAAACAACGGAAGAAAACUACCCAAUAAAAACCACAUUGCGUCGUGAACAGAUGAUGAUGACCCGCGGAGCAGCUGGACCGCCGGCCGCAGCCGCUGAUAGAAGGCAUAGCGCAAAAACUUCUCGACGAUCACGAAAACACGGGAACGGCGAAGAAGAUGACCUGAAGAUUAUGCUGGAAGAAACUCUCCAAAAACAAAAACACCAGCAGCACUCCACGAUCGAAAGUGAUGGUCGUACGACGGAACAGAUGACCGGUGAGGAUACUAGUACGAUCGGCGACAGUAGUACUCCUUCUGGUAGCAGAAGUAGACGUAGUGGUGCAACAACUGGUACAACUGGUGGCGCCGCAGCUGCAACUACUAAUUCAAAAUCGGCGCAGCUCCAGAUGACCGUUCAAAAAUCCUCCAAACCGCGAUCGCUGGUUCGUGCCGAGACGAGUCCCUCUGAUGUUGCAGCAGUUGAUGACGAGCAUGCUGCAGAAGAAGAGCAAGACCGGGACAACAGCGCGAUGGACCACGAGCACGACCACGAAACACUAUCAAGUGACAGCCUGCUGGAGCACGAUCACGUCCAGAAAGAGCUAGUACACGGGAGAAGUGACAACUGCAGCACGACGAAUCUGGACUGGGAGAUCUGGCCGAACAACGGGGCCAAAAUUGUCGUAAAAGCCGGGCUAUGCAUUGCAGCAAAAGCAUCGCACGACGUAGUAGAAAUAGCAUUGCAAAUUUUUGCAGGAAGAACGAAAGCUUUAAAUGCUCAUGCUGAAUUAGAAAUAGAAACCACCUCUGUCACGCUGUAAUGAAAUUGGUUUUGGUACGACACGAGUGCGAUACUUUUGCAGACGAUACGGGCAGCUCAACUACGAGAACCGCGCAAGGAACUGCGCGGGUAUGAAAGCGCCGGACUGCGCAUACUACGCAUGCAAUUGGCAAACCUCUGAUUCUGGGAAGAAACUGCACACUAACACAGCUGGCAACAAACCAAGCGUAUCCGGGGGAUAUCCUGUGCAAAAAUAUCGCGCCCGUACUAAUAACACCGCCCAUGGAUGACAAAUCUGGCUCCCUAAUUUAGUUUGCAUGACACAUUGCAUUUUUCUUCUAUGCGAUUCAAUAUAUUACCUCGAGUGCGAUUCUUUUGCAGUGCAUAGGGCUUUUUCUAGUCCGAUCUUCAGGUUCCGGUAUCCCACCUACAAACUUCCAGCGGGCGCCUAUGCGUUGUUAAUAUGUCUGGCUCUGGAAGACGAAGAGUGCAUUUUGUGUUGCAUCAUGGCUUGCAUUCCUAAACUAAUAUCAUUCUGUAAUUGCAUAUGCAUAGCCAGCAAAGGCGCCAUGACUUUUUUGUCCUGGAGCAACGCAGUGACCCAUUGCCAUGCGUGCUGCGCAUGAGUAGAUGGCGUCAAAUUAUAGACUCGUCAUGCUUGGCUGCACUUGAAAGGUUGAAAGCACCGGACCCAUCGAUUUCGAUGCUUAUUCGUCCCUCGAUGGCGUCACAAGUUUCAUCCAGGCCCAGACAUGUGUGAAUUCGAUAGCGCCAUGGGUGUGCGGAAAAUGAAAUUGUCGAUGGAGUUCUACAAAAUCAAGAACAGCGGUUCGGGCAGCGGUGCUGCGCUAUUCCUCUCGAGAUAUGCCAACGGUUGCGAUGCGGAUCCCAAGGGGCAGGAAACCACCUACAUUUUCAAUCUCGACGGGCCGUAUUUCGAGCUGCGGAAGUGGAAGAAUCUCCAUCAGCCAGGACCUGCGGGAGACACUGUUGCGAGCACGGCCUACGAGCACGGAACUCAGACACUGUGCAAAUCUCCGUGUGCCGAGGACGACCCCAACGACGUGGGGAAAAAUUUUGCGAAGGAAGCGAAAGCGAACAGCAUUCUCAAGAAAAGCGCCCUCGCGGGCCCGUCGGAAUGGAAUGAGGUCACUCUCGAGCUCGACAAUACAAGCGGGAAAAUCAAGCUCGGCGCUAACGGCAGGUCGUGGUUUCUGAAAGACAAGACAAAGGGCUGGAUUAAGCUGUACCAGAACUCCGCGACGAAUCAGAUUUGUACGGUUGGUUUCCGACCCCACCGGAAUCGCAUUCGCAUUGCAACGUCGACCACCACAACGACAACCUCAACAGCUGCGCAGGCGCAAGGCGGUACCGCUGCUAAGUCGGAUGGGUCUUCAUCUCCAACGCAGCAGGAGAUGAAGGCAGUGCGAGGCUUCGAUCUGAAACUAACCGUCGAUGACAGUACCGACGUAUCACACUGAAAAGUGUUAACGUGAACGGAAUUUGCGAUGAUCCAGGAAUGCACGAGAAAUGAUGCCUAAAGAAAUUUGUAUUGCAUAGCAUGCAGUAUAGCGAAAAUUUGUCAUGCAUGACUGCAACGCCUCAAAGCCGUUACUUAACGUUAACACUUUCUUGCUUGAGACAGCGUUCAGGUUCUCGCGCGGGACCUGCUCGACCCCGUGAAAGAAGCCGUCGUUGCGUUUCUGGUGGAGAAAAGUCCGGACCUGGGGCUGACCCCUGCCGACAUCGACGAUGACGACGUGCUGAUAGACAGCAAGAGUGCUCUCUAUUCCUCGACGCUGUUGCAAGGAAUGACGGGGGAGGAGGAGAUGACGGGCGAGGACGUCGAUUCGUCGAGAAACAAAGAAUUAUCCAGCCUCCAGCAUGAUAGCGGAAGUCGGGAACAAAGCAACGCGGCAACGGUCGGCGCGGCGUCCUUCGCCGGUGCGAGGCCUGCUGUUGCAUCCUCGAUGAAAGAAGCAGACACGAAGAGCGAGGUCAAGAUGAGGAAAACUCGCAGCACUUCUAGAUCUUCAUUGGAAACAAGAACGAGAGCAACUUCUUCCAAAACCGUGGAGCUGCAGGCCUCGGUGGGAGUUUGGGGCGACGUGGAGGCGCUCCAAAAACUCAACGACGCCUGGCCGGCGGGUUCGAAUUUGCUCGGCAGUGAUGACGUUGCAAUUUUGCAGGGUUUGCUGUCGCAGAAAAUUGACGAGACUAGCGCGCUCGACGACGUUGUCACCGCAAUCGAGGAAAUUGGGCCGCACGCAGCAGCCGAGGCCAGUGAGACAAGACAGGUACUUGGAGCCACGCCUGGGAAGAACGACCAGACCACCACAACCACCACGACUGCAGCGCCAACCGAGGAAGAGAAAGAAAACAGCGCUGCCAUGCUGGCCGGAACUGUGGCGGUCGUGGGGCUGCUCCUGGCCGGUGGCAUCGCAGCCGCCGUCACCUACACCGACAGUGCAAAGCAGCACGGCGCAGAAGAGGAUAAUGUGGACGAGGAGGUCGUAUGCAACGGUGACAAUCAUCCCACACGAGUCACAUUAACCUCGUAGAUAGAAGUUUUGGCUCGAAUGAUAAUGCUAAUGCCGUGUAAAUUUUUGCAUUACGUUUUUGUACAACAUUGAACCGCUGCAACCAGCAGAACAAGGAAGGAUGCGGUGGUUUUUCUAUUGACUUGCAUGGUGCUUUUGCCAUUGCAUGAAAAAGACAUGAAUCUAAACACGUUAUCAUUAGUCUUGGCCACCAGAUGGAGCACAGUUGACUUCUUCUGCGUAUGCAACAGUAACACUGUUACAAGAAGCUGUGGGCUGUGACUCGUGUGACUACAGUUUUCGUGAGGACAUCGGGCAGAAGGCGAGGCAGAUGGCAACGACGCGGAACAGAACGUAAGUUUUCCCGAAUGAUGUAGAAAAAUGUUGCGUGUUGUGUGCACUUAAAAAUCUUACAGAUAUUUACAGAUGAAGAUGCUCCUUGUUGUUCAAGGUAGAUGUUGCCGCAGAAUGACAAGAUCAAGAAAGGUCAUGAACACAAAACUUUGCAAAACGCAACCCAAUGCUUAUUUAUCUUCAAAUAGUAUAAUUUCGGCCCGUGCGCCGCCAGUGUGCAAUAUGUCGCGACACAAACAAACUACUCUCUCGCUCGUUGUCAUGGUUAUGGCCUUCAUCACAUGGACAUGUUGGGCAUAGGUAGCGAUACACCCCAUCUGCAGGAACAAUGACACAUCACUUCUUUUUAUCGUAAUCACAGGUUCCGAUGGACGCAGCUCCCGAAGCAGGCGGGAACGCACCGCUUGGGAGUGCUUUCGGCGGCGGCGGCGGCGGGGAAAUGUAAGACUAGGAGUAAGUAGUCGCACAUCAAAUUAUCGUGACUGUCCUCAGACAAAAAUGCUACACCUUUCAUCUUGUUCAAAGUCGGCGUUGCUGCACUUCAGCGCGAUUUACUUGCGAUUGACUUCCUCGCAGACGACAAUUGUCUUCGUAGCGCUAGCUGCUGAAGAGAG
Molecule: messenger RNA, 4979 nt
Organism: Amoebophrya sp. A120
Lineage: Eukaryota; Dinophyceae; Syndiniales; Amoebophryaceae
Source: the annotation of a GenBank genome assembly